Zea mays is the source of this 3773-nucleotide messenger RNA. Its product is annotated as wall-associated receptor kinase 3. NCBI's taxonomy places the organism in Eukaryota, Viridiplantae, Streptophyta, Magnoliopsida, Poales, Poaceae. The record is from RefSeq and is a predicted model, not a curated record. The coding region runs from base 1148 to 3511 and encodes 787 amino acids. Gene Ontology annotation, biological process: cell surface receptor signaling pathway; protein phosphorylation. Gene Ontology annotation, cellular component: plasma membrane. Gene Ontology annotation, molecular function: protein serine/threonine kinase activity; polysaccharide binding; ATP binding. The transcript is spliced from 3 exons.
CGAGCGAGAGCGGUCCCUGGUGUGCGGAACACUCUGUCAGCAUGGCCGCCGCCCUCUGCCUGCAGCGCCAGAGCCUCGCCGCCAACCCCUUUCUCUUCUCCGCCCAUGGCCUCCGCUACCGCAAGCUCGAGGUCAUCCUCACUACGGUAACGCCUUCACUCUCUCUCUUCUAUGUCUCUCUCCGUUUAUUAAUACUACGGUGGGUGUGUUAGCCAAGCGGUUACUGCGAGGUUUUUUCUGAUCUAGUUUCAGCUUUGUUGUCCUGGGAUGGUCGCAACUCACUACAAAAGGGGGAAAAUCGGAGUUUGUUUUCGAGCCAUUUCGCAGCGUACGGGUAGGUUGUGCAACUCAUGAGGUAGAAAUAUUUUCCGACCUGCUUUAUUGACGGUAGAAAACUUGAUUGAAAUGGCUCUUUAUGUCUCUCCAAGGCCAAAUAUCAGUUAACAUAUCUUGAGUUGAUCUUUUCUUGGUAUAAGAACAUUGACGGGUUAGACGGGAUUGACAAUCACGAGCCUAUUAAGACAAAGGAUAAGAAAUUUUACGAGAGAUCUGAACACUAGCUUUAUCAAACUCCUCAACGAAUUAAAGGCUACCUGAAUCUGAGUUAGGAAGCAUCGAGAGAUCACAGUUAUAGUCAAAUACUAUUCUUUUCUCAGAUAUCGCUUUCAAGAAGAAGAAAAAAACACCGAGCACACUUCAAAAUUCGCUUUGGCAAACAUCUCGGAUGGUAACUCGUGAGAAGACUUAACACCGGUCAAGCUCCACUAGUUUUGAGCAUGCAUGGCGGUGGUCUCUCCAGUCUCCCCGUGAUAUAAAUUCUCCAGUCUCCAGUCUCCACUCGUUGUUUCCAUGCAUCGAAGAAAAAACAGGAGGAGAAUACGUCUGAUUUGGCAAGUCUUGUUGGCCGCAGCGACGACCGUAACAUCAGAUGCUACUGUCGUCCUUCUCCUUCCACUAGCUAGCAGAAUGCUAGCUCGCCCCACGCAACUGCAAGUGAGAUUUUUUUUUUGUUUUUUGUUUUCUUCUGGCGCGCGCUAGCUGUUACAGUCUCUCAGCAUAUAAAUUAAUUAAACUAGUAUAUGUAGACACACACAGCACACAGGAAAGCACACCAUCUUCUGUCUCCAUAAACAAGCUACCUGCAGCGAUGUGCUCCACUGCAGUGCUGCUAGUUCGCACAUGCGUUGUGCUUGUGUGUUUGGCCGCCAUGGCGCGAGCGCCGGCCAAGGUCCAUGCUGCCGCCGGCACCGGGGAUGGGCUCCUUGUUAUCCCUACCACCGCCUCCCUGUCGCACUGCCCCUCUCGCUGCGGGGAUGUACAAAUCUCGUACCCGUUCGGGAUAGGGCCGGGCUGCUUCCGUCAAGGCUUCGAGCUCACCUGCGAUCAAACAGCUCCUUCUCCCAGGCUCUUCUUCAUGUCGGGGAACAGCUCGAUUCAGGUGACUUCUCUAGAUGUCGGCAACAAUAUGGGUUGGGCUUCAGCUGUUGGGUUCAACGUCACCAUGAGCGCAGGCGUGGACACCUACACCAAGUCUUGGGAGGCCCCUACUGCCACUGGUGCCAGUUUUUAUGCAGAUAAUAAUAAUAAUCUGUACACUGUUGGAUGUGGUGUCUACGUCUACGUGUUGGGUGAUAAUAUGACAGAUAUCAUUGGUUAUUGCACGAGUAUUUGCACAGAUAACAGAGAGAUCAUGGAGAGCGCAAACACUGGUUAUGGUGUCUGUGAAGGGUUAGGCUGCUGCAGCAUUCCAAUACGUGGCCGCCAAGGCUUCACUCUCAAACUAGGUCGCCUCAAUAGUACCAUUCCACAGUUCGGUGAAGCGCUAUCCAGUGUCAAGAUUAUCGUUUCGCAAAACUAUAAAUUCGUUACUGAUGAUGUUUACGCAAGUUGGGUGAAUACAAGCAACGUUAAUGAAAUGAUAUUUUACAUUACAAUCAUGGACCAACCGAACUGCGCGAGUGCCCAGUCCCAAGAGAACAAGGAUACCUACGCAUGCACUAGUGAAAGCAUCUGCUACGACGUUCUACCACCGGCAGUAUCUCAAGGAGGCUACAUUUGCAAGUGUUCCCAUGGCUUACAAGGAAACCCAUACCUUCAAAAUAACUGUACAGAUAUUGAUGAGUGCACUAUUCCAAAUAAAUGCAAUGGAAUAUGCCACAAUUUUAAUGGAGGCUUCAAUUGUACAAGUUGCCCUCAUGGGAAAGAGUAUGAUCCAAAAAAACAAAAAUGUGUCAUGUCAGCUAAGCAGUGUAUUCUAAUUUUUGGGAUUGUAAUUGGGCUUGUUUGUGGCCUUGGAUCCAUAAGUUUUGCACUUGGUGCAAUUGUACUCACCGGUAAGUGGAAAAAAGGCAUCCAAAGGAGAAUUCGAAGAGAGUACUUCAAGAAAAAUCAAGGUCUACUCUUGGAGCAACUAAUAUCGAAUGAAAAUGCUACAACCAAAACAAAGAUAUUCACUUUGGAUGAACUAGAGGAAGCAACCAACAAGUUUGAUGCUACUCGUGUUCUAGGUCAUGGUGGGCACGGCACUGUUUACAAAGGGAUUUUGUCUGAUCAGCGUGUCGUGGCUAUAAAAAAAUCUAAAAUAGUGGAGCAAAUAGAGAUAGAUCAGUUCAUCAAUGAGGUUGCUAUUUUAUCUCAAAUCAUUCACCGCAAUGUGGUGAAGCUUUUUGGUUGUUGCCUAGAAGAUGAGGUACCCUUGCUAGUGUAUGAGUUCAUAUCGAAUGGCACUUUGUAUGACAUUCUUCAUGAAAAUAUUGCAACAAAAUGCUUGUUGUCAUUGGAUGAUCGAAUUAGGAUUGCAACGGAAGCAUCAGGAGCACUUGCUUAUCUACACUCAGCUGCUGCAAUACCAAUUUUCCAUAGAGAUGUGAAGUCUUCUAAUAUACUCUUGGACGACAACUUCACUGUAAAGGUUUCAGAUUUUGGUGCUUCAAGAUCUCUAUCCCUUGAUGAAACACAUGUGGUGACAAUUGUCCAAGGGACAUUCGGUUAUUUAGAUCCAGAGUAUUAUUAUACUGGUUCUCUAACUGAGAAGAGCGAUGUGUAUAGUUUUGGAGUGAUACUUGUGGAACUUUUGACAAGAAAGAAACCAAUUUUUAUCAAUGAAUCGGGUGCCAAACAAAACUUAUCUCAUUACUUCAUUGAAGGACUACAGGAAGGGACUCUCAUGGAAAUAAUAGAUUCUCAAGUUGUGGAAGAGGCAGACCAAGAAGAGAUUAAUGAUAUCUCCUCACUUAUAGAAGUGUGCUUAAGAUCCAAAGGAGGACAUAGACCAAGCAUGAAAGAAGUAGAUAUGAGAUUGCAAUGUCUAAGAACAAAGAGGCUACGGAAUAAAACACAUCUUUUGAUUGAAAAGGGUGGAGAAAUGGAACCUUUGUUAUGCGCAGAAGCUCAGCACCCACAUGAACGUAUCAAUCCAAUUUAUAAUGAGGAACAUUUAAUAAUUCCAGUGAUGUCUGGGUGCUACAGUUUGGAGCAAGAACUUGCGGCAGCAUCUAGUAUGGUUCGCUAACUUGGUAUUUGCUUGGAUGUUGGACACAUCUAUAGUAACCAUCUAUUUUCAGAGAGGAACUAUGGUAUAUUUUGUUCCCUUCGCAUAAGACUAUGGUAUAUAUGGUGCGUAUAUGUAUAUAAUAUAUAUGACAUUGCUAUGUUUACAUAUAAUGUAAUUUCCGUAUUUCAAACUGUAAUGCGUUUUAGUUUUGUUUUGAUUACAAAUUUGGUACUCUAAUUGUAAUAGUUUCUAAAACCAAUCAUAAUAUAUAGUUGUAAUA